Messenger RNA from Drepanopeziza brunnea f. sp. 'multigermtubi' MB_m1, 2043 nucleotides. RefSeq lists its product as uncharacterized. Gene Ontology annotation, biological process: molybdenum incorporation into molybdenum-molybdopterin complex; Mo-molybdopterin cofactor biosynthetic process. Gene Ontology annotation, cellular component: cytoplasm; cytosol. The record is from RefSeq and is a predicted model, not a curated record. NCBI's taxonomy places the organism in Eukaryota, Fungi, Ascomycota, Leotiomycetes, Helotiales, Drepanopezizaceae. Gene Ontology annotation, molecular function: molybdopterin molybdotransferase activity.
AUGUCAACUCGCCCAAAUCUAAGAGCAGCCAUCCUUAUAGUCUCGACAACAGCCUCUCAAGACCCCACUGCCGACUCUUCUGGUCCCCUCCUGCAAGACGUCUUCGCUCAAGAAGGCGGCGCAAAAUGGGAAGUGGUAGAGACGAAGAUUGUCGGCGAUGUGGUGCUUGAUAUCCAGCGCUCUAUGAUGGGAUGGGCAGAUGGGGAGGAUCCUGUGAACCUGAUCGUUUCAACUGGCGGUACGGGGUUUGCUGUGAGUGAUAGUACGCCUGAGGCUGUUACUCCACUGUUACAUAAACAGGCGCCUGGAUUGGUCCAUGGAAUGCUUGCGGCUUCGCUGGCUGUUACUCCCUUUGCGUUAAUGUCUAGACCUGUUGCUGGUAUGAGGAGCAGGACGAUUAUAAUAACUCUGCCAGGAUCGCCGAAAGGUGCCAAAGAGAAUCUUCAGUCGGUGCUGAAGCUCUUGCCUCAUGCUUGCCUUCAAGCAGCUGGAGCAGACUCGAGGUCCCUUCAUGCUGGAGGCGUCAAGAAACUAGAAAAAGAUGCUGGGAUCAGCGCUUCGGGCUCCGAUAGUCACUUUCACAGCCAUGAUCACUCGCUUGCUCGUUCCCAUGGCGGAAAUCAUGGCGGCCAUAGCCAUGGCCAUGCCAUGCCUGUUCGACAUACGGCGCAUAGCGAGAAUCCUCUCUCAAAUGACCCCGCCCUUGGUCCAACGCGCAGGAAUCGCUCUUCUCCGUAUCCGAUGUUAGCCGUGGAUGAAGCUAUCAAACUCAUCAAAGAACACACACCCGCACCACAGAUGGUUACAAAAGAAGUAAAUGGGUCUUUGGUAGGGUGCGUACUUGCUGAAGAUGUCACAGCUACAGAAGCCGUUCCUGCGUAUCGAGCUAGUAUUGUCGACGGGUAUGCAGUUAUUGCUCCUACAAGUGGCCGUUCCAGCAAAGGCGUAUUUCCAGUAGCAUCAAUCUCUCAUGCCACGCCCGGCGAGAUACCUCCACUGGAGGCUGGUCAAAUCGCACGGAUCACUACUGGAGCCCCUCUUCCUCCAGGUGCAACUUCUGUGGUAAUGGUCGAAGACACGGUUCUCAAGACCAUGACAGAGGACGGCGAGGAAGAGCAUGAGAUUGAGAUUCUAGCAGAGGGUGUCAAGCACGGCGAGAAUAUACGAGAAGUGGGAAGUGACAUCAAGAAAGGGGAAGUCAUUCUCCUUAAAGGAGAAGAAAUUUCAGCCAUCGGGGGCGAACUUGGAUUACUUGCAUCAGUUGGUAGGGCAGAAGUCAAAGUCUAUAAGCGGCCCAUCGUCGGCGUCUUAUCAACGGGAGACGAAAUCGUAGAUCACAGCAGACCUGGCGGCCUAAAUCUUGGCGAAGUCCGAGACUGCAAUAGACCUACGAUCAUGUCUGCGGUGCGAGGCUGGGGAUUCGAAGUAGUGGAUCUCGGUAUUGCUCGAGACAGACCGGGAGAUCUAGAGGGCAGUCUACGUGAUGCGCUUCGCAAAGUUGAUUUUGUCAUUACAUCCGGUGGGGUAUCAAUGGGCGAGCUUGAUUUGUUGAAACCGACGAUUGAGCGCUCGCUUGGGGGUACGAUACAUUUCGGACGAGUCUCGAUGAAGCCUGGGAAGCCGACGACAUUUGCUACGGUACCAGUGAAGAGUAAUGCUGGUGAACGAGUCUCAAAGGUUAUUUUUUCCCUGCCUGGAAAUCCAGUUUCCUGCAUGGUGACUUUUCACCUGUUUGUGUUGCCUUCUCUGCAUCACACGUCUGGUGUAUCCCCAGCUGGCAUGCCGAAGAUCCAAGUCACGCUUGACCACGAGUUCCGCCUCGAUCCUCAAAGAUCAGAAUAUCAUCGUGUCAUUGUUGUCUUGGGAAAAGAUGGCCUCAUGCAUGCUAGCAGUACCGGUGGACAGCGGAGCUCAAGGGUGGGAAGUCUGAAGAGCGCGAACGCUUUGUUGUGCUUGCCGGCCGGGAAAGAGACGCUGAGCCAGGGGACGAAGAUUGAGGCUCUGCUGAUGGGCAAGCUCAAGAGCGAGUUUGAUGUACUUUGA